AUGGACUACAAAAGUGAUAGUGAAAGUGAUAUAUCAUUUUCAUGUGAAUCUAAUGAUUGGUUAGUUAUGUCUCAGUGCUCGCAGACAUCAAUGGUCGGCCAUUUGAAUGCUAUUGACAUCAAUAGUGAUGAAUCCAAUACAUGUGAAUCACCGGAUCUGAUCAAUACAUUAGACGAUUACUCUCUUUUACUUAUUUUGUCUAAAUUGUCUUUUGUCGAGAAGAUUAUCGCACAGAAGGUGUGCAAAAAGUGGCGACAAUUGGUUUUCCAACUGAUUCGCUGUCAAUCAUCUCUUGGUGUUGCUAUCAGUUUUGCCGUCUGUGAUGACCCCAAACAUCAGGUCUCAAGUGCUGAAUGUAUUGGAGAUGAGUUUGUUAGCGCUGUAGAAGACAAUACAAAGUGGUAUUUUGUUACCGCAAAGAAUCUGUCGACUGUAUUGUCAAAGUGUCCAAACCUGAAGUCACUGAUGCUUCAGAAUUGUAUCUUUUGUCGUGAAGUGUUGGAAGUCUUCACAAGAGACUGUUCAUCAUAUUUAGAGCAUUUGGAUCUUAGCUAUAGUUCUUGUAAUAUCAAUGAAAUCUUACAAAUUCUGAGCGACAAGUGUUGUGAUACUUUAAAACACGUUAUGCUUAAAGACAAUGAAAUCAAUGAAAAUGCACUCAAAUGUCUGAUCAAAUCGUGUAAAGAACUUGAAGUUCUUGUAUUAGAUCAGAAUAUUGAGAUAACUGGCAAUUGUUUCAAUCUGUUUGGUGAUAAAAUCAGUCGUUUAUCUAUAGUUGAUUGCAUUAGUAUUGAUGAAUCUGGUAUUAAAGCAUUGGUAUCGGGAAAUGGCAAACAUAUAAAACAUCUUCAAAUCGGAGAUUCAAUGAGAGCUGCAAUGUUUCAAAUCAUUUGYGAACAAAUGAUUUCUUUGACAACACUUGAGUUUAACGGAUUCAAAGCUGAUUCUGCAAUCAAUGCCAACUCUUACAAUUUGAUCGCCAAUUUGCAGUCAUUACAAGAAUUGGUUUUAACUGUAACUCGAAUACCAUUUGACACACAAUUUAUUAUAAUUAUUGGCGGCUGUCGUCAGUUAAAAAAGAUCAAAAUCGAUGGUCCAAUCAUUACGGAUACAGCAAUCAAACAAAUUCCAGCCAAUUGUCCAAAUGUGGAGCAAAUAUCAAUCAAUCCUUUGGACAAUUUCACCAACAGUUUCAUUACUGAUGAAUGUCGUUAUGAAUUGGUAUCACUUCGUCAACUAAAGAGUCUCUCUCUAUGUUCUUCUUCAAUCACCGACAUCUUUGUCGAAGAGAUAACAAGAUAUUCUCGAUUGUCUUUCAUUGAAUUAGAUUCUUGUAAUUUAAUAACUAAUAAGUCAUUGGAUUUAUUCAUUGAAAUGGCAAUUUCGCGACCAAACGAUAAGAUAAUGGUUUUUGUUAAAAAUACUAAUUUAACUAAACCUACUCUUGACUUACCAUCAAAUCUCUAUGUUUUAAAUACUACUUUUAUCUAA
Molecule: messenger RNA, 1491 nt
Organism: Oppia nitens
Lineage: Eukaryota; Metazoa; Arthropoda; Arachnida; Sarcoptiformes; Oppiidae
Exons: 1
Coding region: 1-1491 (496 amino acids)
Biological process (GO): SCF-dependent proteasomal ubiquitin-dependent protein catabolic process
Cellular component (GO): SCF ubiquitin ligase complex
Molecular function (GO): protein binding
Source: RefSeq, a predicted model, not a curated record